This is a messenger RNA of Ipomoea nil (Japanese morning glory), 1617 nucleotides long. RefSeq lists its product as uncharacterized. Gene Ontology annotation, molecular function: nucleic acid binding; zinc ion binding. The coding region runs from base 157 to 1368 and encodes 403 amino acids. NCBI's taxonomy places the organism in Eukaryota, Viridiplantae, Streptophyta, Magnoliopsida, Solanales, Convolvulaceae. The record is from RefSeq and is a predicted model, not a curated record. The transcript is spliced from 3 exons.
AGUAGAUUCAAGAGGCUGUAUAUAUGUUAUGGUGCAUGUAAAGAAGGGUUUUUAAAUGGAUGUAGGCCCUUAAUUGGUGUAGAUGGAUGCCAUUUGAAGGGAAAUCAAAAGGGAGGACAAUUAUUAAGUGCAGUUGGAGUAGAUGCUAAUAACAACAUGUACCCAAUUGCAUUUGCUGUGGUUGAAGGUGAGUUAAACGAAACUUGGAAGUGGUUUCUUGAGUUAUUAGAUGGUGAUCUUCAUAUUUCUCAAAACCCCAUUGGAUGGACCUUUAUUUCUGAUAAACAAAAGGGAUUAGUACCUGCUUUUGAAGAGUUAUUUCCAUAUAUAGAACAUAGGCAUUGUGUGAGGCAUCUCCAUGCUAAUUUCAGCAAGGAUGGAUAUGGUGGUCAAGUCAUGAAGCAGAAUUUUUGGGCUGCUUGUAGAUCAACUACAGAAAGUGAAUUUCAAAAGCACUUGGAAGGUUUGAGAUUAUUAAAUCCAAAAGCUGCCCAAUGGAUAUUAGAUAGGGAACCAAGACACUUUUGCAGGGCAUAUUUUUCUGAUUAUCUAAAGUCUGACAUGCUGCUGAAUAAUUUGUGUGAGUCAUUUAACAGCUCCAUUCGUCAUGCAAGGGAUAAGUACAUACUAACAAUGUGUGAGAGCUUGAGAAUUUACCUAAUGUCUAGGAUGCAGAAGAACAGAGACAAAAUGAAGGGAAGUGUAAUGAAAAUAUGCCCUAAAAUCAUAAAAAUUCUUGAACAAAACAAGGCACACACUGGUGAUUUGAUAGCAUACAAAGCAAAUGAUGACAACUACCAAGUUGAAGACAUUUCUGGCUUUUUUAAGACUUACAAGGUAAAUUUGAAUCAAAGAUGUUGCAGUUGUAGGAGGUGGGAUCUUAAUGGAAUCCCUUGUAGUCAUGCCAUUGCAGCAAUUAGAACAAAAGGGGAAGUACCUGAAGAUUAUGUCCAUCAUUGCUAUACUGUGGAAGCAUAUAUGAGGAGUUAUAAACCAGCAAUAAUGCCAAUUCAUCCCUCAGAUUUAUGGACAAAAACUGGCCAAAAACCACCACUACCACCCAAGUAUAAAGUGCAACCAGGCAGACCAAAAAAACUAAGGAAGAGAGAUCCUAUUGAGAAUGAAUCUGUUGUGGGUGAUAAGCUAAUUAGCAAGUUAUCAAGAAAGGGUGAGAAAAAGAAGUGUUCAAUUUGUGGACAAUAUGGCCAUAACAAGCGUAGCUGCAAAAACCAGAGGCAAAAUGAUGUUGAACCCCCUGCCGAAGUUGAAGUUGAACACCCUGUUGCUACUGAAGUUGAAGUUGAACACCUUGUGGCUAAUAUAGCUGCUGAAGUUGAACCACUUGCUGUUGAAGUUGCUAAUGUUUAAGUCCAGCCCCCUGGUGCUGUUGCAUGGUUUACUCCAUCACAGACAGUUGGAAAGUCACCAAGAAAAAGAAAAUUGAGUCAAGGUUGUGCACCAAGAAAGACCAAACAACAUAAAUGAAGAUGAUGCUUUAUAGCAUCAAUUAGUAUGUAGGUUUAGAAGGCUUUUUGAAUGCUGCUUAGAUCUUGAAUUUUUUAUUUUUAUUUUUUGUAAUGCAACCAAUAUUUAAUACAAGCUAAGUAGUUAAUAGGU